CACUGCCACAAUUAAGCCAGCUGAUGACUAACGAGACUGAUCGAUGCAACAAUCGCCAUGUGACAAUCGGCAAGACACCAGCAAACGUAGGAGUGCUACGUGUGUACUCCCGCCGAGAGAUCGGAUCGGAUCGGAUCAGACGACGGCCGCUAGCUAGCUAGGCCGACGGAUUAAUUAUUAGCUACAGUUGAGCUCGCUCGAUUCGAUCCCUUUUUAUGCCGCUCACCUCUCGAAUUCUCGAUCGCUUUCGGGCGCGCGUCUCCUCCCUCUUGCUUGUUAGUUUCCUCGUAGCUAGUGGGGUGAGGGUGUGUGUUUGGUUGGUGAGCAAUGGCGGCGGCUCGCGGUGGAAGACGACGACGACCGUGGUCGUCGUCCUCCUCCUGCGGCUCUCCGUUUCUGAUGAUGCUGAUCAGCUGUUUGCUGUGGCUGCACCGGGAAGCAGCUCCGUCGCUCGCCGCCGAUACCGUGACCGUCGGCCGGCCGCUCUCCGGCCGGCAGGUGCUCGUGUCCAGAGGUGGCAAGUUCGCGCUCGGAUUCUUCCAGCCAGAUAACUCGUCGCAGCGUUGGUACAUGGGCAUCUGGUACAACAAAAUCCCGGAUCACACCAAGGUGUGGGUCGCUAACAGGCGGGCCCCACUCUCCGACCCGGACACGUCACGCCUCGCCAUCUCGGCCGACGGCAACAUGGUCCUCCUCGACCGUGCCAGGCCACCGGUCUGGUCCACCAACGUCACCACCGGCGUCGCCGCCAACUCCACCGUCGGCGUCAUCCUCGACACCGGCAACCUCGUCCUCGCCGACGCGUCGAACACCUCCGUCGUGCUGUGGCAGAGCUUCGACCACUUCGGCGACACGUGGCUCCCCGGCGGCAGGCUCGGCCGGAACAAGCUCACCGGCGAGGUGACGCGCCUGGUGGGGUGGAAAGGCUACGACGACCCGACGCCGGGGAUGUUCUCCCUCGAGCUCGACCCCGGCGGCGCCAGCCAGUACGUGAUGAGCUGGAACGGCAGCAGCCGGCUGUACUGGAGCAGCGGCAACUGGACCGGCGGCAUGUUCAGCUCCGUGCCGGAGAUGAUGGCGAGCAACGCCGACCCGCUGUCGCUGUACACGUUCAACUACGUCGACGGCGAGAACGAGAGCUACUUCUUCUACGACGUCAAGGGCGAGGUGGUGCUGACGCGGUUCGUCGUCGAUGUCACCGGCCAGAUCAAGUUCAUGACGUGGGUGGACUCCGCCGCGCAGUGGGUGCUCUUCUGGUCGGAGCCCAAGGCGCAGUGCGACGUCUACUCGAUCUGCGGGGCGUUCGGCGUCUGCGCCGAGGACGCGCUGCCGGCGUGCAGCUGCCUCCGGGGCUUCCACGCGCGGCAGCCGCGGCGGUGGCUGCAGGGCGACCACACCGCCGGCUGCGCCAGGAGCACCGCCCUGCAAUGCGGCGGCGGCGGCGGCGCGCAGCCGGCGGCGCAGAAGACGAAGAGCGACAGGUUCUUCGUGAUGCCCAACGUGAACCUGCCCACCGACGGCGUGACCGCGGCGAGCGCGAGCGCUCGCGACUGCGAGCUCGCGUGCCUCGGCAACUGCUCCUGCACCGCGUACUCCUACAACGGCAGCUGCUCGCUCUGGCACGGCGACCUCAUCAGCCUCCGGGACACGACCGGCGCCGGCAAUGGCGGCGGCCGCAGCAUUUCGAUCCGCCUGGCCGCGUCCGAAUUCUCUGGCAACGGGAACACCAAGAAGCUGAUCAUCGGGCUCGUCGUCGCCGGAGUCGCCGCCGCGGUGAUCCUCGCCGUCGUGGUCACGGUCCUCGUCCGGAGAAGCAGAAGGCUGAAGGCGUUGCGGCGAGUGGAGGGCUCCCUGACGGCGUUCACGUACCGUGACCUGCAGGUCGCGACCAAGAGCUUCUCGGAGAAGCUCGGCGGCGGCGCGUUCGGGUCGGUGUUCAAGGGGUCGCUGCCGGCGGACGGGACGCCGGUGGCGGUGAAGAAGCUGGAAGGUGUUCGUCAGGGGGAGAAGCAGUUCCGUGCGGAGGUGAGCACCAUCGGCACGAUCCAGCACGUCAACCUGAUCAGGCUGCUCGGCUUCUGCACCGAGCGAACACGGCGGCUGCUGGUGUACGAGCACAUGCCGAACGGGUCGCUGGACAGGCACCUGUUCGGCCAUGGCGGCGGCGUCCUGAGCUGGGAGGCGAGGUACCAGAUCGCGCUGGGCGUGGCGAGGGGGCUCGACUACCUGCACGAGAAGUGCAGGGACUGCAUCAUCCACUGCGACAUCAAGCCGGAGAACAUCCUCCUGGACGACGCGUUCGCCGCCAAGGUCGCCGACUUCGGGCUCGCCAAGCUGAUGGGGCGCGACUUCAGCCGCGUGCUGACGACGAUGCGCGGGACCGUGGGCUACCUGGCGCCGGAGUGGAUCACCGGCACGGCGAUCACGACCAAGGCCGACGUGUUCAGCUACGGGAUGAUGCUGUUCGAGAUCAUCUCCGGGAGGAGGAACGUGGAGCAGGGGCAGGACGGCGCGGUGGACUUCUUCCCGGCGACGGCGGCGCGCCUCCUGUUUGACGGCGACCUCAAGGGCGCCGUGGACGGCCGCCUCGCCGGCAACGCCGACAUGGGCGAGGUGGAGAGGGCGUGCAAGGUGGCGUGCUGGUGCGUGCAGGACUCGGAGGCGACGAGGCCGUCCAUGGGGAUGGUGGUGCAGGUGCUCGAGGGGCUCGUCGACGUCAACGCGCCGCCGAUGCCGAGGUCGUUCAAGGUGCUCGGCGAUCCGUCCAACUACGUCAAGUUCUUCUCGGCGUUGCCGUCGAUCUCAUGAUCACACCGACCGGAUUAAUCAGCAGGGGAUCUGGGAUUAUUAUUACCUGCAUAUACAUAUAGCAGAAAUGUAUACAAGUUGUUAAUUAGCUUUCGAGAUGUAUUCAAGAGCUAGCUACCGAUAAUAUUUUUUCCUCCAAAUUAUUGGCAGUAGCCUAGCUAGUAGCUACCGCUAUAUGGUUUUGCAAGAAAUAUGUAAUGGUAGUGAGCUUACUAAUCCUCAAAUUCUUGCAGAGAUAAUCAUUCACAA
This is a messenger RNA of Oryza sativa Japonica Group (Japanese rice), 3057 nucleotides long. RefSeq names its product G-type lectin S-receptor-like serine/threonine-protein kinase At2g19130. NCBI's taxonomy places the organism in Eukaryota, Viridiplantae, Streptophyta, Magnoliopsida, Poales, Poaceae. Gene Ontology annotation, biological process: recognition of pollen; protein phosphorylation. Gene Ontology annotation, molecular function: ATP binding; protein serine/threonine kinase activity. The record is from RefSeq and is a predicted model, not a curated record.